AUGGAUGAAGUAAAGACACACCAACAGCUAAGACCCUAUUACGAUGCGGAUAGCUUCAAUGCUGGGUAUUCAUCCGUUUUCAAACCUGAUCAGGGUGUUAUUGACAGUCAUGGAUUGAGCAUUGCCGACAAGUUAAAAACAAUGACACAAUCCAAAGCAGCACUAGGAAACAAGUCAACACGGAAAGUUGCUUUAUCGCAAUUAACUUCCGGCCUUCGUUCUAAGAUCCGUGAGGCGGAAGUUUCAUCGGAGGAGUCGAACAAAGCGCUUCAUGACAUGGAAUGGAGUGAUUUCGUCAAUUGGAAGUCGUGGAAAAACGUUACAAUGCAGCUGUUAGACCAAUUUGUCAGGAAAUAUCUGCGGCACUUGGUACAACAGCCGUUUGAGGCGGCUAGACUUCUCAUGCAAGUCGGAGAUUUCGAUCAAAAAGUGGAUCAGGAAAAACGUAGAAUACUGCUAGAGGUGGAAGAUAAUAGCCCAGCUGGUGACGAGGGUAAAAGCGAUGCUGAGGAUGACGAAGACAUCGAUUUUUUCCCUGAGACAGAUCCACCUCAGCUAACGGGCGAAGAUACAACAAGCCUGAAGCAUAUGAACAGCUCGACACAUCACAAAUUUACUUUAACCAAGAGAAUACAACCGAAGACGCUACACACAAUGGAUGUGCUCAACUCGGUGAUGGAUGAGGAAGGCACUCGCGGGCUAUGGCGAGCAAAUAACACUACUUUCAUUUAUAAUUUCCUAUCUGUUACGCUAGACGCGUGGUUCACAGGGCUCAUGUCACCACUUUUGCAAAUUCCAGACCCGUAUUUCAUUGACAUAUUGCACUCUACCGAUGCUAAAAAAUCAAUCAUCCUGAGCGUAGCGGCUAGUGUCUUUACAGGGCUAGCGCUACUGCCAAUUGAUAUCAUACGCACGCGUCUGACCGUGACGUCUUCCAAACUGGGCGAAAGAAGCUUUCGGAACUUGGUCCGCAAGUGGUCCUGGAAAAGACAUUUUUUAGCGAUGCCCAUAGACCUGAUAUUACUCAGUACCGGGUACUCUUCGAUAACUACCCUUUUCCACAAAAUGACAGGCGUGAUCCUCUACAAUCAAUUUAGCAUCGACAAGUACUCACAGGCCAUGUGGUAUAACACCUUUGAGUUUAUUUCACGCAUUAUCGAGCUCUUCGUGAAACUUCCAGUAGAAACUCUCUUAAAGAGAAGCCAAGUCUCGUACUUGCUCAAACAGGGGCCUCAGGGCCCAUUCCCCAUGUCCGAGGAUUACAUGAUCGUCGAGCCUCGCGCUUAUCGCGGUGUGUACACUUCUCUGACGGAAAAGGGCCGGUUACACGAGCUCUGGCGUGGUUGGCGUUUAGGUCUUUUGAGCGUAAUGUGCAGUUACGGGCUGAAAUUGAUGGAUCAGGACGUCAUGGAGGAAGAGCGGUUUUGA
Lachancea mirantina is the source of this 1428-nucleotide messenger RNA. The record is from the annotation of a GenBank genome assembly. NCBI's taxonomy places the organism in Eukaryota, Fungi, Ascomycota, Saccharomycetes, Saccharomycetales, Saccharomycetaceae.